Molecule: messenger RNA, 2345 nt
Organism: Harmonia axyridis
Lineage: Eukaryota; Metazoa; Arthropoda; Insecta; Coleoptera; Coccinellidae
Product: rho GTPase-activating protein 19-like
Exons: 1
Coding region: 312-2291 (659 amino acids)
Biological process (GO): signal transduction; regulation of small GTPase mediated signal transduction
Cellular component (GO): cytoplasm
Molecular function (GO): GTPase activator activity
Source: RefSeq, a predicted model, not a curated record
AUAAUCCAUCGGUCUUUUAAAUUCUGAGGCUGGAAAAUAAUGAAAAACAAUGAGUUGAAAAUGACAUAUACGACAGAUUUUUCUAUGGGAUCUUAUUUAAAAAUGUCCGUUGAAUGUAGAAGUAGAUCCAUAUUUUCAAAACUAAUCGUUUGUUUAUAAUAUUAAACGAAACCAUGACUGUGAUAAUAUACAAAUAUGUAUAACCAUCAUUCUCCAAAUGUGAUAUGAACAAUUUCCGACAGAAUAGAGUACACUCUAUUUAAAAAAAGGCGAAAAGUAUUACGAAAACAAUUGUACAGUGUCACAAAAACAUGAGUGUUCUCAACUUAUCCGACGAAGAUUUGGCAGAAAAAUUUCGCCAUGAGUUUUCGGAACAAUUCAACAUAUUAGUUCGAAUGCAUCUUUCCUUUGUGUUAGAUUUAAAUACAGAAGAAAAUGAAAAUUUCAGUGAAAAAUCCAAAAACAAGAAAUGGAAACUUGUCUCCUUUAUGAAGAAAUCAAAAUCAACAGAUACUCUAGAGUGUUUUCCAUUCAUUCAAGAAAGGAUAUGUCAAGUUAAUCAACUGAUUGAAUUUUUGAAGAAAGACCAAAAUUUAAAAAUUGAAGGGAUCUUCAGAAGAACAGGAUCAUUGAAUCGUCAAAAUGAGCUAAAAUCCUUAUUAAAUCAAGGUGUAAUUAUUGAUAUUGAAAAAGGAAAUUUUAGUGUUCAUGACUGUGCCUCAGUACUCAAAGUUUUUUUAUCUGAACUUCCUGAACCCUUAUUAACUGAGUGCUACUUUCCAGCUUACUGUCAAAUAGCAGAAUUAUGUGGUAUUAUUGAAAAACCAACUCAAGAAGAAAAAUUAUUAGAGGCUCUACAAUUGAUUCUACUGCUCCUUCCAGCUGAAAAUCGGGUGUUACUAAAAGACAUUCUGAAUCUUCUACAUUUGACAGCUUCUUAUGAGUAUUCGAACAAAAUGUCUCCUGACAAUUUAGCAACUUUAUUCACUCCACAUCUGUUAUGUCCAAAGAAAUUAUCUGCUGAACAGUUACAUUCGAAUUCUCAAAAUUUAUCUGGUAUAAUAGCAUUUAUGAUAACUCAUAAUAGUGAAAUUUUCAAAAUACCACAAAAACUAAUAGUAGAUUUUCGAGUACGAUUUGAAAAAAGGAUAUUACAACCCAAAUUGUGUAUGAAUGAAUCAGUUAGUGAUCAGAAUGCUGCAAAUACAGUAUUUACUUUCAUAGAUAGAGAACUGACUGCAAAAGAAAAUGAAUCUAACUCUACUGAAACGGCUGUGGCUCAACUUUACGCUUAUAUCCAAAGUUUACCUGAAUCAUCCAAAAAAAAGAAAUUAGUGAAACAAUUUAACAAGGAAAAUGGUCAUGGAACUCCUUUGCAAGUUCUAAGAAGUAGCGCACCAAAGAGUAAAAGCAUAGGGGACUCUAUAAAAAAACACAUAUUGAAUAAGAAGCUUAUGCGUACUAUGAAAAAACAGAAUCUGUCACAACUGAGGUCUUCAAGUGAAGAAGUUCUGAACUCUCCAGCACAAGGUAUUUUAUCAAGAGCUAGGCUCUUUUGCACAAACUGUGAUACUAGUCCUGACAAGGGUAAAGAAGUUAGAUCUAAAUUAACCAAUAACCAAUCAGAUGUUUCUGAAUCUUUGCCUGAUCAUGAACAUUUACAUAAAAGUUUUUCUGAACCAGAUUUAAUUAAUGACAAUGAUGGCCUUCUUAAUAAUUCAUACCUAACAAGUACACCAGCAUGUUUUCCUCUCUAUUCAUGUUUUACUCCGGAUGGGUCAGAUAGAAAAUCAAUGUCUCCUAUUACUAGAUCUACACAACGCAUGACCCUUGCUAUGCAGGAAACCAUGAUGACACCAAGAAGUCGAAAACCUGUUCUUUUAAUUUCUGGAAAUAACAUUAAUCAUCUCCCUAAAAUUGAUUCUAUCCACACAAUAGAUGAUGAAAGUACAAAACAUGAAACUCAAAGUAUUAAUGAUGAGAAACAAGGAUCUAAUGAAUCAUUAUCAUCAACCUUCCGUGAAUAUUUGAGCUCCCGUGAUAUUCUUACUUGUUCAGGUUCACCCAAGGACUUGAGUUUUUCAAGUAGGACUGACGAUUUUAUUUCUGAUGAUUUAGAAAACUUAUCAGAUAGCAAAAUGUCAGGUUCCUUGCUUGAUUGUCUGAAUGGAGAAGCACCUGAGGGUGAUGUAGAAAUGGACACAUCAGAAAGUAAAGAAAAACAAUUUGUUCUUAAACCUAGGCAAUUUGACAGUAAUGGUCAACCAAUUGUAUUUGAAACAUCGUUUUAGAUUUUCUGAAAUAGAAUUGUUUCUGUUAAAAUAGAAUAUACAUAUUUUAUACUA